Dovyalis caffra is the source of this 669-nucleotide messenger RNA. The record is from the annotation of a GenBank genome assembly. NCBI's taxonomy places the organism in Eukaryota, Viridiplantae, Streptophyta, Magnoliopsida, Malpighiales, Salicaceae.
AUGAUAAUCGACAAACUGAUGAUCACCCAGAUCAAAAGUGGACUUACCAUGGUCAGUCAUGGACGGGAUUUAUUAAUCCAAGUAGAUAAUCUGCCAAAACUAUAUAGAGACAUGUUCUCACAAGGAAAUCAUAUGAUCAAUAAUGGUCAAGAAAUGAUAGAUGAAGCUUUAGCCGAGAUCAGCAAUAUAUCUUCUGAUAUAGUCAGUAAAACUGACAAAAUAAAGAUAGUUGAUCUCUCAGCAAUAGCGGAGUCAUCUGCAAAUCCAAAAGGGAUUGAUGACUCAGCCAUCACCACUGAAUUUAUUCAAGAAAGAAGAGCCAAAGGAUUCUUACUGCUCAAUCUCAACUUGGAAAAAAUCAUCAAUACCGACAGAGCUUGGUUCUCCUUCCUCAGCGACCAUUUAAUAGUGCUGUCGAAUAAUACUGCUUCAAAACCAAACGAAAGCACCAUGCAAAAGUUAACAGCCAUAAAAGAGAGGAUUCUCCACAAUCGCUUCGAUAGUAGUGAAGGGGUCCACAAAAAACUUUGCCAGCUGCUAGGGCAUAAAGAAUUUUGCCGCUAUUGCGAAAGCGAAAAGACAGUCCUCCUAAAGAGGAAAGCACCCACUCCUCCUCCUCCUCCGACAUCAUCGUACUGUAAAGCAGAGAAGAAGAUGAAGCUUACCUGA